AGCGGUGAACGAGCGAGCGGAUGGUGACGGACUCGGGAGGCGAGAGGCGCGGAGCAACUACUCCUGCCCGCCCGGAGAAGAGACGGUACGAGAACGAGACGAGAGACGAGAGACGAGACGAGCGAAGAACCGCGAGCGCUCCGCUCCGCUCCCGACGGGUCGGCUCAUUCGGUCCUUCGUUCGGUGGAUGAUGCCCGAUGCGGAGGGAGGAGUCAGUGAGUCGAUCGAUCGAUCGAUCGAAGGAUUGGCUGAUUAAUCGAUGGAUUGAUCGAUUGUCAGUGAAGAGGGAGGCAGGCUUGAACGCAGUGAAAUCUCCGGCCGUGACCUUUCGCCGGCCACUUCAGGACAUUGCAACGAACAGAAGCAACAGCGAAGGCAGAAAGGAAGGGAGGGAGGCAGAGUCUCGGAUGCUCGAAGGGAUCAGGAGAUCAGGAGGGAGCGAUUGUUUAUGAAUUUGUAGCGCUUGUGUCGUGGGCGAGAGGGCGAGAGUGGAGGCACGUCGGGAGUCAGGGGCCGAACCGAACCGACCCGGACCUUCCCUUUCCUUGGCUGGGAGGGAGGGAGUGAGGGAGGACUGUACUGGACUCGACCGGACGCGUGCCGAGGCGAGGGCAAGGGGAUCCGAGGCAAGGGGACCAGGAAAACAGCCUGCGGAAGGAAUCGCUGAAUAUCGGGGCACUCCACCGUUCUUUCAAAGAAUUGCCUGCCUCGAAUGCCAUGUCUCUCGGAUCUUGCCAUCGCAUACUGACUUUCGGACUCGUCCCGAAUCUUGGCUGCGAAUUUUCCGAUAUAUUCGGGUGCCUUUAGAGGGCUGGCAGUCUGUAGUGAAUUGGUGGGGCUCUCGGGGGAUGAUUGAUGCAGUUCCCAGCGUCAUCAUUGCCAUCAUCAGCCUCUACAUAUGCCUCUGCUUCCGCUUCUGCCUUUGAUGAGGGAGAGCCAGGAAGAAGAAGGAGCCUUCCGAACACCAGAGUAUCAGCUCCGUCUCUUCUCAGCAGUUUGGUGCCACCUUGACGGCAAGGCAAGGCAAGGGAGCAAGGGCGGGACACUUCCAUCACUGCUCAAUGUCUGAGUUUAGUAAGGUAGCGUUUUGGCGGUGCGGAGUGAGCGAGAGUGAUUCCUAGGAGAGAAAAAUCGGUUUUAGCCGGCCAUGUGUCACUGUAGCGGAACUGCCGAACUUUGUAGUGUGUGUGCUUCUUCUUCUUCUGAAUUGCGUCCGACUGCUGGCUGGCUCGCUCCCUUGGGUGUGGUAUCGUGCGUUUCUGGAUCGAAGUUGUUGUAGUCUGCAAUGGAGUCAGCUUGCUCGCUCGAAAGAGGGCCAAUUUUCACAAUAUCGAGAAUAAAUCAAAGCCCCCACAAACCCUCUCGGGCUACUCUUUCUUCCCCUGUACUUUCAGCCAAAUGUGCAAAUUUGCUAUCAGUGGCCAACAGCAGCGCACAGAGGCAUGUUCUCUCCUGCAAGGACGUUUCUCUGGGCCGGCCCGUGUUAACUCUCACUGUAACCGGAUGUUUCACCAAUGUCGAAAGUGGUCGCGGUCGAGCUCGGGUACCCUGUUCAUCCUUCCUGCAGCGUCUUCACAAAACUUCUUCUGUUGGAAGAUGCCAUAGCGAAGACGCUUGUUUCAUUUCUUCCAGGCUAGUGAGUUUCAGGGAACUUGAUUUGAAAUGUUGCGGCAUUUACGAUGUUCUUUCAAGACGGGCUGUACAUCUCGACAGGAAGCAGUCUUUGACCAAUGUCAUGUCGACCAUGAUUUUGAGUUAUCGGAUGCAGCCGCAAGAGACGUUCGCACAAGGAUCUGGACAAAGCCGAAUGAGAAGACGUUCUUUUCAACUUUACGGCAAGAGAAUUCCGCGUGGAGGUUAUCGACAUUUAUGUGAAGCAAGUGCCCAUGAAGACAAGGGAAACACAGUACCUGAUGAUGAGAAAUCAGAAUCUUCAUCAGAUCAAAACCCUUCACCAGUUCCAAAGAAGGAUGCUGAUAGCCCUGGAGCUUCGCCACCAGAAUCAGAACCUCCUGAAUCUGAUUGGCGAAGUUUCCGUGCCAGACUAGUGGUGAGUGAACAGCAGACUUCGGAAAUUGAAGAAACAGAGACGUCGGACGGUACGGCGGCAGCCACUAACAACGACCUGGAAGGCACUUUGCCCAAGAGAUGGGCUCAUCCCAUCUUAGCGCCAGAAACUGGUUGUGUACUGAUCGCAACAGAUAAGAUUGAUGGGCAGCAAAGCUUUGAACGAUCUGUCAUUCUGCUUUUGAGUCCUGGGUCAACAAAUCCGCGUGAAGGACCUUAUGGGCUUAUUCUCAAUAGGCCUCUCUCCUGUCGAAUCAAGGAUAUCAAGCCCAAAGACAGGACUCUAGUGAAAUUUUUUGGUAACUGCCAGGUACAUCAUGGGGGGCCAUUGGACGAAGACAUGUUUCUCUUGCUUCACGGUACCGAAGGAGUAAAAGGAUAUAGAGAGGUGAUACCGGGUGUUUAUUACGGUGCUGCUAGUGGUUUAGAAGAGAUUAUGAGAGGAAGGCGCCCCCUGGACUACCGUUUCUUCUUCGGCUACUCAGGGUGGAGUGUAGACCAACUCAAGAAGGAAAUAGAGCAGGGCUUGUGGUGUGUUGCUGCUUGUAGUACCGACUUAAUCACAGGGCACUCAGCUGCAGGAUUGUGGGAAGAAAUCUUGCUGCUAAUGGGUGGCAAGUAUGCCGAACUGAGCAAAAGACCGCGUCGAAAGCACUUCUGAGGAGAAGUUAGUUGUGAUUAUUGUGUGAUCUUGGUAUCGAUUAUUGAGUUCUUCCCAUAAUCCCGAGUAGUUGCUAGAGUCAUAGCUCCGAGGACAUCUUGACUGCAGCCUGGACCAGUUGGUGGAGGCAGUGCGUCCGUCAACCCAAAUUGUAUAUUUAUACCAGUAAGCCAAAUUUUUGAGUGUCGCUAGUAUCACUGCCG
This is a messenger RNA of Marchantia polymorpha subsp. ruderalis, 2931 nucleotides long. NCBI's taxonomy places the organism in Eukaryota, Viridiplantae, Streptophyta, Marchantiopsida, Marchantiales, Marchantiaceae. The record is from the annotation of a GenBank genome assembly.